This is a messenger RNA of Cricetulus griseus (Chinese hamster), 11400 nucleotides long. Lineage: Eukaryota; Metazoa; Chordata; Mammalia; Rodentia; Cricetidae. The record is from RefSeq and is a predicted model, not a curated record.
UUCAUGCCUUAAACCACCUUCAUAACAUCCAUUUUUCUCUUGUUUUCUGUGGAGGGAAAGGGUGAAGACUGUGGGAGCAGCCCGAUGGUGCAUGUGUUGGUAAAGUGUAGUUAAACAUUGAGUAAAACCUCUGGGUGAAAUGCUGUGAUGUAGUUACUGCAUUCUUCCUGGUUAGGGCCUUUGGAGUCUUGUCAGUCUCUCAAAGGUCAUUUGCCCGUACUGAGACUGUUGAAACUGCAUGGAAUUUGAGAUAACAAUGUCAGAUUUCUUUUAGUUGGGCUGGGGUAAUGUUAAUUUAGUUACUACAUUUUAACAUAAUUAAAGUAUUUUGUGAUAAAGUAUAUAAUAAAAGCAGGGAUACUUUUUACUGUCUGUUUUGAACAAUUCAGUGUCAUUAAGUUCAUUUAUUGUUAAAAAACAAUUACCACUAAGGUUUCCAGUCUGGAAGCCCAUUAAUCAAGAACUUUGUGUUUUUUCCCAUUUCCUAGCUUCUGGAAUACCCCUUUGCCUCUAUGGAACUGACCACAAUUAAAACCACACAGUAAUUUUCCUUUUCUGACUUGUUUGUUUCACUUAGCAUAUUGUCCUCAAGGCUUAUCCAUGGGUUAGCAUGUCAGCAUUUCCCUUAUUUUACAUAUCUAUAUAGCAAAGAAUGACGAGAAUGAAAGGAUACAUGGAUAAACUAGAAACAUAUGAGUAACACAUAUGAAGCACCUCAAUAUGUGUUGAGUUCUAAAAACUCAGCCAAGCAAAGCUGAACACAUUUAGAAAAAGGAUCUAAGGACAUUGGAAAAUUUUUCUUUAAAUGUUAAUUUUAUUAUUAUUAUUACUUGUAGUGCUACUGGACAUUGAACCCAGGAUCUUGAGCAUGCUAUAAGUUAUUUUUUAUCAUGGAACAUCUUAACCACUAAAAAAAGGUAGACACUAAUAUACUCUGCAGCAUUUUCUCUCUCAUCCAGCCUUAGCAAUUAUACAACAUCCUCAGUCUUAUUUUAGGGUUAUUUCUUCCUGUCAUUGGAUGGUUUAAAAGCAAAUCAACUGCCUUAUAAUUUUGUCUAUAUCUUAGUAUACUCUAAAAAAGGCUCCACAAUAAAUCCGAUUAUUUUAAAAAAUAAUUUCUGGGUUAUCAAAAAUACCUUAGUGAGUAAAGGGGCUUGCUGCUAAGCUUGAGUUUAUUCAGGAGGGGAGAAUUGACCCCCCCCAAGACGCCCUCUGACUACCACAUGUGCUCUGCCACCCCCUUCCCAUAUUUCUGACUAGGAAUGUGACUCAACACUGAGAGUAUUUGCCUAGAGUGUGAGAAGCUCUAGAUUUGAUCUGUGAUGUUUCAAAAAGAAUACAUAUAUACAUGGACACAGACACACAGACACAUAAUAUAUCAGGUAUCCAUUUAUUGCUCCCUGAUUAUCAUAUGUGUGUGUCAUGACCUAUGGUCUAAAGAUAGGAACAGAUUUAAUUAUGAAAUCAUCUACAUAUAGUUGUUUUAAUUGAGACCCAAAUAAGGUCUAUACAUUACAGUUUAAUAAUUUGUUUAGCAUUCUCCUCCCCUCCUGAUUUGCUUUCCCCUCCCCACUCGCUCUCUCUUUUUGAGGUAGGGUCUCCUUGGAUGUCCUGGACAUUGUUAUGUAGACCAGGCUGGCUUUGGACUUGUGGUAAUCAUCCAGCCUCCCCAGUGCUAGAAUUACAGGUGUGUACUUAUUUCCAUGCCUGGCUUCAAGAAGUCUCUUUGAAGUCCAUAGGUUCUCCAUCUUUUUCUGUUUAGUUUGUAUUGAAGAAACUGAAUUUUACUGAUUGUGUCCCCAUAAUGUUAAAUACAUUGAUUUCUUGCUUGUGUUUCUUGUGCAUUGAUAGUGAUUCCAUGAGAAGAAUGGGAUCCAACCCUACAUGGAUACUGAGGGAUGGAUGGACAUAUGUAUAGUCUGAGCACAGGACUGAGAUGCCAUCUUCUGCUGUUAUGUUGGCAAUUUAAACCCCAGUUAAAGCAAGUGAAUUCAGUAAAAUUUAAAAUCAACUACAGUAUGGUAUUACUGUGACUUCUGUUCCUUCUUUUUGUGAUUUUAACAUUUGACAUUUGAACAUCUGCCAGUGUGGGAUUUGUAAGAGCCCAAGACCUUCAAGUCAUUAAUAAUCUGACGGUUCCUGAAUUAACUGGGAAAACAAACAGAUCAAGUGCCAGUUGAAGACUGUAUCCAUACAUGUAAACCUUGUCUACACACACACCUUCAUAAGAAGACAGGUUCAUUCUGCACACAGAAUUUCGCAGCUGAUGAAAAUUAAGCAUCAGAUGAAACAACUUGAUACUGCUGGGGUCUGGAGUCGGUGGAGCGCAGUCCAUCACUAAUGACAAAUUUUCCUUAUGGUGUUCAUGGGCAGAGCAAGUUUGCAGAAGAAAAAAUUGCACGAAUUAAGCCUCAAGAUUACCUCUCCAGUAUAAAGAAGCAACAGAGUUUAAAACUCUGCACUAAAACUCAGUAACUUUUACUUUGGUUGUGGCUUUCGUGAGGGGAGAGAUCUGAAAAGGAACAGAUAGAUUCCUUUGUGUCUUUAGCUAACUAUUUGAAAAAAAAUUUAUUUAUUGUUUAGCUUUUUGAAAAUAUAAGGUAUUUUAAAAUUCUAAUUGGAACUGCCAAUUACAAAAUAAAUAUCAAGGAAAAACCUUCUUGAACUAAGGUGUGUGAACAGGCUUGUACUCAAAGGUGUCUUUUCAGCUCAGCAAAGCGUAGAGCUGCUCUAGAGAGAUGGUACAGCUUGGAGAAUGCUGAUACACACCUGGAGGGAUGGUUUAAAGACUUGGAUUUGAGAGGAAGAUUAUUUAAUGGGCUUAAUUCUAAGAUUGCUUUCUUUUCCACCAAGAUAGAAGAAUACGUGAUCUUUAGGAGCAAAAAAAGCAGAGAAACGAGUUUAAGGAGAAGCAAAUACCUGCAGCCUCUUUUUCAGGGAGAAUCAGGAGUAAGGAAAGCACUUGGUCCAGGUUGAAUGCAGCUCUAACCUCUACUCCACCAAGGGAAGGGGCUUUGCUCCAGUCCCUAUGGCACUGAGGGGUGCUCCAGCCAAUGGAGGAGUCCUUCUAGGGAGCCACGUAUUCCUGGGGACACAGGGCCAGCCUUUGAGACAGGAAACUUCUGAUUGUGAACAGUGGGGAAAAGUGUUUUUCUUCCUGAUAUUUGGGCUGCCGUUUGCACACGAGCUCCAGCCUGAUUUUGCUCGUUAGUGUGCCUUUUCCCUUAUGCAAACUUUUUCAGCUGUCCAACAGAAAUUUGUCUAGUUCAGAAAUUGUGCCAGAGGGUGGCUUCAGAAAGAAGGUGAUCUUGUAUGUUCAUUGUCUGCAUUUGAACUUUUGAGUAGAAAAUUCUAGUUAGAGGGAUUCUUAAACACCUUAAGUUACUUGAAAUCUAUGUGUCUGCAACCCUUUAUCUCUGGAAUCACAUUACACAAAACUGGAAUCUCAGGCUGAGAAUAACCAAACUGAGUGAAGACAAAGCGAACUGCUUCUCCAUCACCACUUACUAAAAGAGCUCUUUCUCCAAAGGAUUGGCAUGUUUUCCUCCUAAGAACAUAAAAAUGAAAACAGACUCCAUGUGUUUUUAGGCAUUACCUUUCUUAGCAGACUGAUGUUAUCUUUUACAGAGGAAUUUUUUCACUAUGUAUUUGGUGGAUCUUUGUAAAAUAUUGACCUAAUUUGACUGUAAAUCAGUUGUAACUAAAGGAGAAAAAAAAAACAAAAAACAAAAAAACAAACCGAGUCCAGCUACAAAAAUAAGCCAAUGAAAACUUGGUUUGAAGUUUUCAGUUCUUUUUAAGUGAAAUAAUUCAUUGACAAAGUAUGUAUGCAGCAGUGGAGCAUGGGCCUGUGCUUUGCAGUGACUCCAACAUCCUCUGUCUGUCCUGGAAAGGGCGUGUCCCCAAGAGCGAAAAGGAGAAGCCUGUGUGCAGAAGGCGCUACUAUGAAGAGGGAUGGUUGGCCACAGGCAAUGGGCGAGGUGUGGUGGGGGUGACUUUCACCUCUAGUCACUGUCGAAGAGAUAGAAGUACUCCACAGAGGAUAAACUUCAACCUUCGAGGUCACAACAGUGAGGCUAGAAUCGUCAGAGGAGCCUCAGUUGAAGAAAUGCCUCCACGACAUGAUCCAGCUGUUGUGCUGGUGAGAUGGAAUGAGCCGUACCAGAAACUGGCCACAUGUGAUGCAGAUGGAGGGAUAUUUGUGUGGAUUCAGUAUGAAGGCAGGUGGUCUGUGGAACUGGUCAAUGACCGUGGGGCCCAGGUGAGUGACUUCACAUGGAGCCAUGAUGGGACUCAAGCGCUUAUUUCAUACCGAGAUGGGUUUGUCCUGGUUGGUUCUGUCAGUGGACAAAGACACUGGUCAUCUGAAAUCAACUUGGAAAGCCAGAUCACGUGUGGAAUAUGGACUCCCGAUGACCAGCAGGUAAUGCUCUGAAAUGUCACUGUGCACUGUUACUGUAGCAGGUUGAGGAAGAGGCUGAGGGGACAGAUACAAAAAUCUCUUACAGCAUCACAAAGCAUGGAGGGCACCAUUCACCAGUGUAAACGCUUGUCAGGUGUGCAGGGAAAGAUUAAACAAGAACACUGUCCAGGUUAAAAUUAAAAUAUGUAAAUGAAACAAAAGAUUAGAGAAAUCCCAAUGUGGUAAUUCAGUUAAUAUUUUAAUUAUAUGAAAUGUUCAUAAAAAUUCAUUUUUAAAAUCCAAAUAAACAGCCAAUUAAUCAGUAGGUAACAAGUAGAAAAGGAAAUUCAGCUAAUGUCAUAUUGUGGAAAAAUUUUUUCUCUGUGGGAACAAUUAGCACAGUUCACUUAUGAGUAGUAAUACUGAGAUAACACAGAUGGUGCUGAAGUUAUUGGGCCAGUGUGUGACUGGUGUCCCCAUCACUUCUGGUCAGGGAAGCAGUUGGCCAGCAUCUGUCAGAGGUUUACAGCUUGUCAUCUACUCUGCGAAUAUACCUCCGGAAUUCUGAGAGCAAAAGCAGGAAGAAUCAGCUGCACUCAUAAGGCUUUCUGUGUGAUGGAAAAGCAGGGCCUUACCCGAGAGUAGGUGCAUUCAGUGUGGCUGAGCCACUGACAAGAUCUAUGGAGAUAACAGGCCACAGACCAUAGUUAUGAAAAUGGCAGGCUGACAGAGCUCUUAGAGAAUUAGGGAGAAAUCAGGAUAUGAAAUGGUUGUCAUGUGUUGCCACACUAUAAACUGCCCCAAGGAUCCCUGAGCACAGUGAGAAGAACUGGGAGGAUGUGAUGGGAGGAUGUGAGUCAGACAGAGCACCGAAUACCUUCGUGACAGCAAGCCACUGGUUGCUUUUCUCAAGUAUAAUUUCAACUGUUUCUUUGUUGUCCCUAUUUGUUUCAAUGGUAAAAUAGCAUAAUGACUCAUAAAAUUGUGUAUUGAUCAUUUUAAAAUAUGUUAUUGACUAAUUUAAAUCUUUGCAAAUAUAAAACAUGUGUUUACCAAGUAUAGCAAAAUCCAUAAAAUGCCAAAUUUCAUACCAGAGAUGGAAUAAAUUUUUUAAAGCAAGCAGUAUAAAAUGGAAACUGUAUCUUCUGUUUUUGAGCCAUAUUUCUUCCCUUUUUAUUUAUUUAUUUUCACUAAAUGGUUACCUUGCAUUCAUUUCAUGUUGCCAUCAUAUCAAGUUUAAAUAGGCAAAAGUUUUUCAAGUGUUGAAUAUUGCUUCAUGCUAAAAGUUUGUGUUGUGUUAAGAAAGGUAACCCUGUCUGGAUAUUGGAUAGUGAAUGGGGACUAUGUAUAUUUUAAUGGGGCUGCCAUAGCAAAGUACCACACAUAGGGUGGCUUAACCAGCAGAAACUCAUUUCUCACAGUUCUGAGGCUGAAGGUCAAGACUGAGACAUUAGCAUUGUGUCUUUGGCUUAUGGAUGGCCAGUGCUUACAGUGUCCUUACGUGACUCCAGCCCUGGAGUCUCUCUCCCAGGAUGCCCAUACCUGUUGGAUUAGACUGUCACUAGCAUGUCUUCAGUCCUCAUCUGAAAAUAUAGUCACAUUCAGUAAAUUUGCUGGAAAGCAACAUAAUUUUGGGGGCAUCUAAUUCAGUUUGUAACAGGGUAAUAAAUUAUUGGAAAAGAGAAGUUCACAAAAACAGCACUAGUGUAAACAGUUCGAUAAUUUUGGAAAGUGUUUAUAUUAGAACACAUGUGUUUAUAUUAGAACAAUUGUAGGAUUUUUGGGGAGGGACAGCAUACAUAAAAAAAAAUAACAGAUAUGAUCAGCAAAAGAGUCUGUAGGUCUUACACUGAUCCAGGGCAAUGGAGCAGUGAUGCUUUUGCCAUUCUAAGAAGCCUCUGACAUUGGUUUCCUCUGUGUUUUCUUGGGUUUGGGAGACCAGAGCACUUGAAUAUGAAAGUGCUUUGAGAUGUAGACAUUUGCAUUAUCCCACCAGUGGGUUUAAGGUCUUGGCCACCUGUCCUGCCACUGAUGCAUGCUGCUGAGAGCUUGACUUUGAUCUCCCUUCUUUGGAAAGGCAAAGGUAGUAACAGACCUCCAGCCACUGGCCAGACAGGCUUCGUCUGUCUGACAAAAGCCUCAAAAUCAAAUUUUGUGAAUUUAGUCUAAAAGAUGAACUCACACGUGUAGUAACAUGGGAAGAGAUUCUCUGGUUUUUCCUAGAAGAAUCCCAAGAAAAAAACAGUCGUCAGGGGCUUUCCUCUGCAAUAGCUAUAGAGUUCCACAGGACUGUGUGCCGUGGAAGAAAAGUCUUUACCUAACUAACAUACUGGUUGUUAGCAGUACCCAACUUCAAUUGCCCUGAGUACAGUUCAUACUUGAAGUUCGAGAAGUCUUUAACACACCUGUUGUUGGCUGUGCCCAACUUUAGUUGCCCUGAGUACAGUUCAUACUAAUUUUGUAACAGCUUGGCUUCAGGUUAGGGGAACUUUGUUUAUAAUACAUGAAUGUGUUGUGGGAAUCUUUCUGAAAUAAACACUCCAAUGCCAGUGAGAGUGGAACAAAGAAGUCAGUAGUGGACUGGAGCCAGGGUAGCUUCUAGAAGGCCUCAGCCUCCGGUCUAGUUGCAUUCUCAUUUACCCUAAAGCCAUAAGGUAGGACGGUCAAGCAAGAGAGCAGAAGCGCAUGCGGCAGUCAGCAAGUUGUUAAGGCAGUGAGCCAUCAUUUUAGCUAUGUCUUCAGGUCUCCUUCUGUUCUAGGGGGCAAGUGAAGUCGUGCUUGGAAAUGAGCAGUGCACCAGUGCUUGAGGUAAAUCACUAAAUCAGUGCCUAAUAAUUGGUCUUCUCUAUCCUACUCUAACUCAAGUGCACUGCCUAUUAAAAUACACUUAAAUGUUUUUCAUGAAAGGGGAAGAAAGACAUCCCUCUAAAACACAACCCCAUGAUCAGGCCUUUGAAAUAACACAAAUGCCCAGUUUGCCACUCACCAAAAAGGAGGCCCAAGGUAGUUAUCUACACUUGAAUUUUUAUAAAUUGUCCCAAGUGAUGCUGGGAUCUUCCUAACUGGAUCAGUGUGGAUUGUCUAGACCUCUCCUGUGCAAGGACCCAGGACCAGGGCCAGUGUGUGCUCACCUGGUCCUAUUGUAACUCCUACUUUCAAACAUUGCUCCUGCCUCUCCUGUGACAGCCAGAAAAGCCUUACAGUCUGAUUUUAAAAUGCUACAAAUUUCUCCAAGCAUAUUCCUAAAUAUGAUGAAAGCAAUUUUUUUUUCCCUGUAGCUACUAACAAGCUUCUUCACAAAAGGGCUGAGUUGGCAGGCAUGGUGCAUUUGGGCAGAGGCAGGCUGACCUGUAAGUUUGAGGCCAGCCUAGGGUUUGAGAGGUUCUAACGUCUGGAUCUGUGCUUCUCACAGUACUUAAGAUAUGUAGUGACCAGAGCAGAGUCUACAGGACUAUCACUGGUCCCUAGGACAAACCAAGCCCAGCACAAGCUAACCUAGGAAGGACAGAUUUCAGCUGGCAGUGACUGGUAAAGCUGAUUGAGCUGCUCUGCCAUCUGUGCAGACUUGAUAGGCUGACUUCAAGAAAGAGGCCCACUGACACUGUAUCAGUUAGGAAGGAGCAAAAGCAGGAAGAAGGUUCCUGGAAAUGGAGUUCAGAUUAGAUUCUACUUAGCUGACCUCCAGCAAAAGCAGGAGAUGGGACCCUGUUUUGGGUUGUGGCCCAGAUCCUGUUCUCUUAGACACCUUGAGCCUUCACAGGCAGGAACUUGGGAGAGGCCAGUGUUAUUCUAGGGACAUGGCCUAGCCUUGAGUUUUUAGAAAACAGUAUCAGUGUUCACUCAAGGAUGGGAGAGGCAGAAGGGGAGUGAAUGAAACUAUUUGUGUUGAAAUCCUGCCUUUUGUUAGGUCACAGUUAGGUGUAGUCAAGGUCAGGACUCAAAGGUUUUGAGUGGAGUGUGAUUGGGGAUGGUUUUUACAUUGAAACAGUACAUAUCUCAUCUCUCUGACAAGACAUACAUGCUCUCAGUGCCAAUGGCAGACAUGUUACAUGGGCUGUUGUGGGAAAGCAUGAAAAGACAGCCAUGACAAUUCCACAGGAAUGCCUGUGGAACCCUUGAAAGUUGGUUCUUGAAAGUUAGACACUUGCCUUCAGAUAACCAUCCUCAGACAGGGGUGGUAGGAAAGCAUAUGAAGAAAGUCUAACCCAAGGUUGACUUUAAGAUGUGUAGACAACAAUUUUCUUCCACAUCCCAUUCUUAAUUUGUUUAGUGUAAAUUUCAUGAAAGAGCUCUACUUAAUAUAUCUUUUAGUGUGGACAACUUGCUAGAUUAGCAGACGGAAAGAUACAUUAAAUAGAUGGAGACAAGGUUCAUAAACUCAGGAGGUUAGGUUACAUUUAGGGCAGGUGAGGUUUAGACAUUCAACAGAAUACUUUUUAACACUGAAUAUAAACUCUUGCCACAAAAUCCAUGUAUUAAACCUGGUUUCCAGAAUUAUCCAAACCUCCUCUUAAACAUCAUUUAAUUUUUUAAUACUUAAAUAUUUUCUUUAGCAAACAUAUCCAAAAUAUGAAGCUUCAUGUUAUAAUUUUGUUUAUGUAUCAGAAUAAUCUAAACUGUUCAAGAUACCUCUAAGCCACAACAGCUUGCAUCUUUCUUUCCACAUUGUCAUUCUCAAAGGUAUUCCAUAGAGGGGCUAGGAAAAAACAAAAACAAAAAAACUUAUCAAACCCCUGUAAAUUCUUCUUCACUUCUAUUAUAGUGCAUGACUUUCUCAUCUACCCCAUAGUAGUCGAUGAGCCCGGUGAGGCUGAGUUUUCUCAUCAUCCUCAGACAUGACUGCCUGCAUCUCAUACAGCAGCCGCUGGCUGCACUUCCACCACUUCUUUAUUAACAACUCUAACUCAGACAGGUUCUUUAUUCUAUACAUUUUGACAAGUUUUAAUCUCCGAAGGUCUUCCUUCUCUUGAACCUGCUUUGCCAUUUUUUAUUUUUCUUCCUUUAAUCUUUCUUUAGUAUUCUCACUCUCAAAAUCAUUUUGGAGGGCACUGGAUGACCCAGGACCAAGUGACUUAGAUUUGCAUGUAUUUAUAUUCUCCAAGCUGUCUUUUUCAGAUGCACUGUCUUUGAGUUCCAAACUUCCUUAAAACUCUGAACAGCUUUUUUCUUUUGAUGAUGCUCCUGAUUCUGAAAAGGUGUUCGGAAAAGGUUCCUCCUCUACUUGGUCGCUUCACCACACUACAAAAAGAAGAGAUGAUGACCUUGUCUUCUUUAAUGUUUCUUUAAGUGUUCCACUAAUAAGUUGUUUUCCUAAACUAUUUGUUUGGGGUGAUGGUAGAGUCUCACUGGUCUCGGGAGUGUCAGGUAAAGUCAAUGCUGAAUCUGCUGCGCUCUCCAUCUUGGUGGAUGUUGAAUCUGAUUCGCUCUCCAUCUUGAAGCGAACUCCUGAUUUCCUUCUUUUUCAGCCAUGCCCACAGCAGAACAACAGACCCACAGCCAGCAUAGCGACCACAGUAGACGGCCUCACCCUCAAUAUAUCUUAUAAUUUAUUAUAUCUAGUGAUUCUGUAAUUAGUUGAGCCCAGAGAGAGACAUGAACAACCAGAACUGUAAUGUGUGUGUUGGAGCAGGGUCUUGCUAAGCAGCUCAGGCUGGGCUCAAAUGAGUACAGAGAUUGCAGAUGUGCACCACUGUGCCUAGCAUUGGGUCUUAAUUGCUAUCCUCAGUGACCAAAACAGCAACAAAAUGUGAAACACAAUGUAAAAAUACAGUAGCUGUACCUCUUUCAGUUAAACAAAUUUCUGCCACAAAGCACUCAAAAAUUUCAGAAUACAUGCAAAACAAAACAAAAUGCUCCAAACUAGAAAUAAUGUAGCAUACUGGUAGGAUGAGAUGGCAGCAAAGGCAGGAGUCUAUCUGCUGACUCUUUUCCUUGUUUUCUCAGUUGUGGUGAUUCAUGUCCUCCUCGACUGUUUUAGAAAGGAACCUUCCCAUGUGUGAUUAGUUCAGGGCUUAAAAUAAGGACGGGCUUCCCUUUCAUAGUGUAGUACCACUACAGAACCAUUCCUGGAUCUGUCUGUAGGGAGGAGGGAAGAGAACUUGUGGCAUUGCUUUAAUGGACAGACUCAUUUCUGGGCAGCAGAGGGUAACUGCUCGCAGCUGCUAGGUUAGUUUAGAAGUAAGUGGUCUUUUCUUCAGUAAAGUGAUGAGAUGUCUUCAGACUUACAGAAUUGCAUAUUUAGCCCUAAGACACAGAUUUAGGAGUGAUGGUUGCAGUCAAGUGUGAAACUUCUUGUCUUUUCAGAAUGCACCAGGAAAUAGUCUGUCAGGUGAGCAGUUCUUUCAUUUACAGCUGCCCCAUUUUAGAAGCUGACUCUUUAGUUACAUAAUGUCUGGGCCUAGCCUUGAAGCUCCUCUGAAGGCCACUGUUGUAAAAUGCACCCGGGAGGUCUUUGAGGGGGGAGUUUGUGUGAGUUGUACAUCAGAACAGUGGCUUCCACUGAAGAAAAGGAGGCUGUCCUUUCAUUCUGGUCGUCAGCAGCCUGUUCAGGUUUGCCACUAACCAUGCUAAUGUUUCCCCCUUAUGAAAAAGUCACCACCUCCUUCAGGAACUAAUUCCAGUGCUGCUAAUUACACACCAUUACCAAGAGCUGUUUGUGGAAGCAUGUGUUGUUGACAUGCAGUUCGUUGGUCUGGUCUUACUCAAGAGUAUAGAUGAGUAUUGUGCCAGAAGAUGAUGAUACUGGUGAGAUGCUGCUGCUUCCAGAAUCAGAGUCCUGGGAAUGAUGCUUCACCUUCACUCUCUCCCACGCAGGGUUGGAGUGUGGCUCACAGUUCACUGUAAGCCACUAGUAACAGUUGUGCUCAUCUAAAACUAGUUCUAUUUGGAAAUGAAGAGAUGUACAUACUGCCUUAGUUAGAGUUUCUAGUGCUGCAAUGGAACACCAUGACCAAAAGGCAACUUGGGAGCAAAGACUUUGUCUUACACUUCCACAUGAU